AUGGAGGACGGAACCAACGAAGACCAGAAUUUCUAUUCUAGGCGCCCGCUCCCUCGAUCCCCCGAGCAGCAACAACAGCAUCGGCAGCCUCCCCAAACGCCCCCUGAUCUGUCAAACUCCUCAUCUAUCUCCCCUGAAUCCGAACACAAGAUCUCUGCCCUCACCACUGCCAAUCUCCAGGCUGUGACGGCAAAUGGAUUCGAAAUUGGACUGAGCCCGAAUGGGGAGCCGGAUGAGUUCUACAGGGAGUAUAGAGGUGUACAACAAGCGUCGAACGAGCAUACUGAGAUCACAGCAGACGGGAUGACUGCAAUGAUAUCCGACCCUCGAUCUGUACCGUCUACAAGCUCGAAUAGCAAUGGCACGGCUCCUAGAAAUCCUACCUUGCCUGUGCUGCGAAACAAUCUUAAGCCCGCGAACCGAUCUGCCUCUGCACCGGUCAACGACAAGUCCGUACUAGAAAAUGCCAAAUCAUCGCCUGCGCUCAAUGGGAAGUCACAGACUGGGAAGCCGAGCGUCAAAGAUUUGUUAAAGCGCUUCGACCAAAAUAAUAGUGAACCAUCACCCUCUGCACCGCGAAAGUCAGCCCCGCGUCUUGUUACAAAGGAGAGUCCUAGUAGCAGUCAUGGACACAUGAGGGAUCGUGUCGGAGAUCAGCCUCGAACAGCAUCGGCCUCGAACCUUCAUAGAAAUGGCACAUCAAGGACAGGAGGGUCGUCCCGAAAUUCAGGAUCUGGCGGUACGAAGUCUCCGACAGCUGCGAGACCGAGUCCGUAUGCCCGGCCCACACCUGAGAACCAGCGUUCCGAAACCCUAUCUGGUGUAGCUCGUGCAACUCGGCCAGGGAGUGCAGUAUCUGGCAAUAGCCCAAAAGCUUCGAAGUCGAUGAUAAACCUUCCUCCUAUCUCACCUACCUCUCUAUCCAAACCACCGGCUAGGAAACCGCUAUUUGGCGAAAUUCUUCCUGUCGGACAGGAGGCCUCAGGUGUUGGAUAUGGUAUAUCUCAAGCAACUUGCGGAACAUCCGAAUCUAGUUUGGAUCCUUCUGGGACCCAACCACGGAGCAAGUCUAGCCUGGACAUUUCUCCAUCCUCCCCAACGGCCUGGUACCUCGGGGUAACUCCAGCCUUGGAAGACGUGGAUCCUAACAAAGCACCACACAUAUCACCUGCCCACAACCGGAAUCACAGCGAUCCCGUAGAUACUAGAGUCAGAACUACGAAUAGUGGUGACACAUCUUCUCCUGCCACAUCCGCAAGUAAUGCCCAGAUGCACGAGGCAGCAAAGUCUGCAUCACGGUUACCGCUGUCAACUAAGAGGCGCAGCACUCCUUCUAAUUCCUCGAGCCCGACGUCAACUGGUUCAAGUUCGCCAUUCUCGAGCAGGACACCCGUGAAUACGAAACGAAAAUCAGAUCAGAGACCAUGGAGCCCGGCGGGCCGUGCAAUGACAACCACUACCCGUACCACCCCACCUGGCAGCACAACUGCCCCUACCAGCCUGUCCCCACGAAAGGCAAAGAGCCCUAGGAAGCUCAACACCAACUCCUCCAGUCUCAAGGCCUAUAUCUCUGCUCCACCCCCAAAGACGUCUCCACCUUUGCGAAGUUCGCGACCGCGACUACCUGUUUCAUCUGCGUCAACUGUAAGCUCUAGAUCGAGGGCUGCUGAUGGCUCCGGAUCACCGCAACAGGUUCGAAGUGGGAUGAAGAUUACACGCAAUGGCGGAUCGAAUGAAUCCAAGCCCCGGAAGAUUGUGGAUUCUGGCCCGGUUGACUUUGCCGCUCGCCGUGAACGAAUCCAGAGGGCCUAUACAAAAUCCAUCCAUGAGAGUGAGCAAAGGGAGAUCCGCGCAGCAAAUAUGCGGCGGUUGAAUGAACAUGAGGCCCAGGAGACGGCGGGAGAGGAGAGUCGUGAAGGAGGUGAAAUGCCAGAAUUGCCCCUACCCACCGAAUCCGUACCGGAUCCCGCGCCCACUGCAGUAAAACCUCUGCAGAUAACGACCUCUUUUUCCCAACCUCAGGAAGGCAGAUCCCUAGCGGGUCCAGAUUCUCCUACACUGGGUAUGCCCGGAACUUUUCUUGUUGACGAGGAGGAGCCGGCAUCAGCUAUGACUGACGCUACUGGAACCACCGAAUUUGAUAAUGAACAGCAAACUGAAGCUCCGCAGUUAAAUCGUAUGUCUGCAGCAGCGCAAUUUUCGGAGGCUAUGGUGUCUAGCAGCCUCUUUCAAUGGGACGAUUUGAGUGCGGAGCAGGCCUCCUUCAGCGUGGGACACUCACUUAGAAGCGGACCAAAUUCUAUCGAGGGUUCACCCAAUACUUCACCAGCCGAGGAGCAUCAGCCAGACCAUACACCGACCAAUGACAUUUUCGAGCCGGAUCCAUUACCCCCCGGCGCUUUCAGGCACUAUUCUGUGCAAUACGAUCAACCCAUUCCUGCUACCACAACCACAGCAGCUGGUCCGGAGCAGAUUGCUGAACAUCAUGGACCCGUGGAUUCGCUGCAAUUUAUAGAUCAAACUACUGGCAACGUUGAUAGUAGCGCUCAGGAAGCAGGAACCUCACAGAUCCAUCCGCCUCCUCAAAUCUUGUUCCAUCCAGAGUCCGAGACUGCAGACUCCAGCGCUUUAUUGGGUAUCAGCUCUGCUCCGCAAUCACUGGACAUGAACGAUGUCCAUGACUACUUGAACACUCCUGUUACAGAAUUGGAUUACGAGAGUUCUGAUGGAUAUGGUGCUAACGCCAGUGAGCCGGAGGUUUACGAGGCAUCAUACGAACAAAAGCACGAUAUUCAAAGUUCUACUCGCAUCUACCGCUCAAGCCACCAGUCCUCUUGGACUAACGAUUCAGUGGAGACAGCUGAAUCUUCUGGGCAUGGUGAUUACUCUUCUCCGCCUCUCCAAUCAAUGCCGGAGCCUGAGAGAAAGCCCACGCCGCCUCCAAAAUCUCAGCCGUCCCCUGGCAUCCCCCCAAAACCCGAGAAUUACAGCCCCCAGCCGUCCCCAGUUUUUGCUACUGAAACCCCACGCCGCGCGAGUUCCAAUGCUCGCCCCGCUCCCUUGUCGACAGACUCAAGUUUUCGAAUCUCUUUCUCGGAUCCCGCACCAGUACCGCUAAUACCGCCGUAUUCUCCACCCCCACCACCAGUCCCUCGGCAGCUAGAUGAUGUACAGCCAAUUCGUCCGACUCGAUCUCCACCUCCGCCCAUUAUAUACAACAAUGGGGCGACAUCCAGCUUACCCCCAUCGAAUCAUAACAACACAAGCCGUAACACGGAGUCCCCACGCGCUAGUGGUGAUUUUUACUCACCGAGACCUUCUAUAAGUACACCAAGAUCAUCAGCUCAGAUAUCAUCGGUAGAAAGUACAGCCAACCAAUCUUUUGGAUCCAAGGAUGUGUUACUGGACCUCUCGGAAGAGGAUAAGAAGGCCGCAGAGAAGUUGAGAAAGCGGCUAUUCCAGCGUCGAAUGCUCAUCAAAGAAUUGAUCGACACUGAAUCCGUCUACCUGAAGGAUAUGAAUGUGGUGGAAGAAAUCUACAAGGGAACUGCUGAGGCAUGCCCUAAGCUGGAUAGUAAUGACAUCAAGGCGAUUUUUAGGAACACUGAUGAGAUCGUUGCUUUCUCGACCAUAUUUCUCGACGAAUUGAAAUCUGCUGGUUCGAGUGUCUACUCUCCACGAUCACAAAGGAAAGGCAAAGCCACUCCUGCAGCAUCUACGGCCCCUUCCCCAUCUGUUGAUGACCGAUUUUCUGUGGCACCCACCUUUGUGGAAGACAGCGAUGAUCAGAAAGACCGAAGAACUUUUAUCGGAGCGAACUUUGGCAAACACCUCAAGAAGAUGCAAACCAUCUAUACCGACUACUUAAAAAAUAGCGAAAACGCGAGCGCUAGACUGGCGUCGCUACAGGCCGACAGUGCGGUUAAAGUGUGGCUUAGUGAAUGCAACCUUGUUGCUAAAGAUCUGACAGCGGCCUGGGACCUUGACGCUCUCCUUGUCAAGCCAGUUCAGCGCAUUACGCGCUAUCAAUUGCUUCUCGCCCAGAUAUUCGAACAUACUUCCGAGGAUCAUCCAGACUGGCCGGCUUUGCGCGUCACUGUCGACGAGUUGGCUAAGCUGCUUAAGAACAUUGACGACCUAAAGAAGAGGAUUCAGAUGGUUGGUAAAAUCGUCGGCCGAAAGCGGAAGGAAUCAGACGUUCGUUCAGGAAUUGCCAAAGCCUUUGGUCGUCGUACAGACAAACUCCAAGCUGUAAAUAUGGCGCGUCCUCAUGAUGACGACGUAUACCUCAGGUUGUACGAAAGGUUCGGCCACGAUUUCUUGAGAUUGCAGGUUGUCUUACGCGACGUUGAGUUUUAUACUCGGGAAAUCACGAUCUACGUGAGGAAAUUCUUAGAAUACCUCUCGUCAAUCGAACUCGUCAUGCGGAUCUCUGCCAGUACAAAUCCCGAGAUUGAGAGCAAGUGGGUUCGUUUCAACGUAUCUAUGAGGGACAUAGGAACCGUUGCCUUGGAGGAUCACUUGGCCUUAGUGCGGUCAAAGGUCAUCGAGCCUUUUGAGAGUGUCAUUCAAUCCUACGGUCCCCCAAGUCUCGCAAUCAAGAAGCGCAAUAAGCGCCGCCUCGACUACGAGAAAUAUUUGUCGCUGAAGAGCCAGGGCAAAAAGAUCGACGACAAGCUCGCGGACAUGGUUGACCAAUACGAGGCUUUGAAUGAAACUCUCAAGCUUGAGCUGCCGAAACUUUCGACUCUCACCGAGUCUGUCGGCAAUGCUUGUCUCGUUCAGUUCGUAAAUAUCCAAACAGCGUGGUAUGGAAUAUGGCAGGACAAGUUACGAACCGUUUUGGAGGAGGACCGGAUGCCGAAGGAUAUCGCGGACAUGAUCAAUAUGUUUGCCCAAGAGUUUACGCAUGCCGAGGCCCUUGUCCACGAGCUUGGAAUUGUGAAUGGUUACUUCCUCACAGGCAUAGCCACGUCGAAAGGCCGGGUAUCUGAGUCUACACAAUCGACAAGCGAUCCUAAAGGGCGUCCAUCUAAUCUAUCGAGUCGGUCUCGCGGAUUGUCUGUCGAUAGUGACAAUACCCCAAGUCUUCCAACGCCAGAUUUCGAAAGACACCACCGGCACAGUGGUCAAUUUGUCUUUUCGCCGAUUGCCCCCACCCCUCCAGAAGUCGCGCAGUCUGCUCACCAGGCACAAUCACAUUCCCAGUGGCACACCCGGAACGGUUCGAUGACUCUUGCUACUCCUGAUGCCACGUCUACAUUUGGAAACCGUUCACAGGCCUCGAAUCUGGCAAGACCAAACACUGGACGAAGCUACACCUCCGAAAGUGGAGCUGCGCGACCCAGCACUGAUUACAACAGCCAGCACCGACGGGAGUCUGGUUCUACGUCUACUUCUGGUUACCACCACGUCGACGGGCCACCUCAGUCCACUAGACCAUACUCCGAACUUUUCAACUCUGCAAUGCCUCUUCCCGAUGGCCCAGAGGAUAGCCAGCGAUCGUCAAGAGCUUCUUCUCGAGACCGCAACGUUUCUGGCGGCUACAAUGUCCUCUAUCUAGCUGCAAGUUUAUUCGAGUUCAACAUCGAGGCGACAAAAUCCGAAGCUGGAUACCCAUACCUUACCUACGAUGCGGGUGAAAUCUUCGAUGUUAUCGGCGAGAAAGGCGAGCUCUGGCUAGCCAAGAACCAGGACGAUCCUUCAGAUCAGGUCGGUUGGAUCUGGAGUAAACAUUUCGCGCGCUUAGCAACUUGA
This is a messenger RNA of Amorphotheca resinae ATCC 22711, 5757 nucleotides long. RefSeq lists its product as hypothetical. The transcript has 3 exons. The record is from RefSeq and is a predicted model, not a curated record. Gene Ontology annotation, molecular function: guanyl-nucleotide exchange factor activity; protein binding. The coding region runs from base 1 to 5757 and encodes 1918 amino acids. Gene Ontology annotation, cellular component: cytoplasm. NCBI's taxonomy places the organism in Eukaryota, Fungi, Ascomycota, Leotiomycetes, Helotiales, Amorphothecaceae. Gene Ontology annotation, biological process: intracellular signal transduction.